UAGGGUGGGACCCUGAGGAGUUACGCAUGCGUGGCAUGAGAGUGACGCUGUGACGCGUGCGUUCUCUGGCUGCUGGGGCCAGAUGCUGGGAUGUGGGGGGCGAGCGCGCAGUCCUGGUCCCGAGUGAAUGAAUUACUGGGACAGAAUAACCCACUCGAGACUCGGUUUCCUUUUCUGCACAAUGUGACUAUUACGAAUACUUGGUGCCUUUGUUUGGUUGUUUGUUUGCUUAAGCUGCUAAUGCUUCUUGUGCAGGGAAUAUCCUGCGAGGGUCUCAGAGAGCCCACCUUUGCCUCGGGCCUUUGGACUGGUUCCUAGGGCGCAGUGUUUGGAGAGGAAGAGGAAAGAGCCGGCCUAGCUAGCCACCGAGCCUUCUGCCCCUCACACACUCGGGAUCCCCGUUCUGAAUUUGAUACUCGCUCAUUUGUUGUGUGCAAUGACACAAUAUCUUGAAACCAUGGAAGACUGUGUGCCCGCCGAAAGUCUGGGACAAGUUUAAGGAGAGAGAGCUCUUCCCUCCUCCACUCAACAGAAAAUGAACAAGUCCCAGGAGCAAGUGUCAUUCAAGGAUGUGUGUGUGGAUUUCACCAAGGAAGAGUGGUAUUUGCUGGACCCUGCUCAGAAAGGGCUUUACAGAGAUGUGACCCUGGAGAACUAUAGCAACUUUGUCUCAGUAGGGUAUUGUGUUACUAAGCCAGAUGUGAUCUUCAAGAUAGAGCAAGGAGAAGAUCCCUGGAUACCAGAAAACGGAUUUCAAUGUCACCCAGAAAGGAAAUGGAAAGCGGAUGACCUGUUGGAGAGCAGCCAGGAAAACCAAGAUGAACAUUUUUGGCAAUUCAUGCUCACCAACAAGAUCAUACAUGUAGAGGGUGGCGGUAGCACAAGAAAAACUUCCAGUCUAGAAAUGGACCCCGUUUCAAGAAGUUUGCUGCUCAAAAUAUGUGACUCGUGUGACAUGAAUUUAAAGAAUAUUUCAGGUGUAAUUAUUAGUAAAAAGAACUGUUCCAGAAAGAAGCUUAAUGAGUUUAAUAUAGGUGAGAAACCACUCCCUAAUAGUCGACAUGAGAAAAUUCCUAUAGGAGCAAAAUCAUGUAAAUAUAAUGAGAAAAGGGGUGGCCUCAGCCUUUGCCAGGAUCUCACUCAGCCAAUUUCUUAUCAGCCCUUGGAGUAUAAUGAAAACGGACAAGGCAUCCACGAGGAAGUGGCUCUUUGUCCGAAUCAGUACUCUGAGCUCAGGGAGAUGCUCUAUAAACAUACUGGCUGUGGAAGAACUUUCGUUGACACUAUGAAGCUCAGUGUGUCUCAGAAAACUCAUUUGCAUAUGGAGCCACAUGAAUGCAGUAUUUGUAGAAAGUCCCUUUAUGUGGAUUUACAGUUUGGACAUCAGAGAGCUCUUCCAGGAAACAGUCCUUAUGAGCGUAGUGAAUAUGAGAAAAUCUUCUGUGAUGGUUCAGCUUUCAUUGUUCAUCAGGAAGCUUACACAAGAAAGAUUGCCCAAGAAUAUAAAGCGAGUAGCAAAACUUGGGGAAAGUCAGCUCUCUUUAAACACCAGAUAGUACAGAUGGCAGGGAAACCCUAUGAAUACCAUGAAAAUGGGAAAAUUUUCAGCAAGAAAUCACAUCCCACCCAGUCUCGAAGAGCUCACUUGGGAGAGAAAACCUUUGAAUGUGGUGAGUGUGGUAAAAUGUUUUGGGAGAAAUCAAACCUCACCCAGCACCAGAGAACACACACAGGAGAGAAACCCUAUGAAUGUAGCGAGUGUGGGAAAGCCUUUUGCCAGAAACCACACCUUACCAACCACCAACGAACACACACAGGAGAAAAACCCUAUGAAUGCAAGCAGUGCGGAAAAACGUUCUGUGUCAAAUCCAACCUUACCGAACAUCAGAGAACACACACGGGGGAGAAACCCUAUGAAUGUAAUGCGUGUAGGAAAUCCUUCUGCCACAGGUCAGCCCUCACUGUCCACCAGAGAACACACACAGGGGAGAAACCGUUUAUAUGCGGUGAGUGUGGGAAGUCAUUUUGUGUGAAGUCAAACCUGAUUGUGCAUCAGCGAACUCACACAGGGGAGAAACCCUACAAGUGUAACGAAUGUGGGAAAACCUUCUGUGAGAAAUCAGCUCUUACUAAACACCAGAGGACUCACACUGGGGAGAAGCCCUACGAGUGUAAUGUGUGUGGGAAGACCUUCAGUCAGCGGUCAGUGCUCACCAAACACCAGAGAAUUCACGCAAGGAUGAAGGCCCUUGCAGCAUCCUGAAUGUUCUUCACCUUUCUUAUGCCUGCCAAGUUGGUUGUACAGUUUUAAAAAUGAGCUUAGAGACUGCCAAAGAAUACCACAGAGUACUAGAAAAUGCCAUUUUGUUGAAAUACAUGAAAGCUUUCAAGAAAAUAAAAACCUUGAUUAAGAAAGAUUGUAUUGAAGGGAAAUCAUUCAUAUAAACAAUAUGGUUUUUUUAAAAAGCCUAUAGAGUUUAAAUUGUGUAAUGUCUUCCAAAUGUGUUUCAAAAUUUUAUUUUAAAUAGAAUGGAUAACAUUAAUUUUUCUUGUAUUCAUAAGGGCGAGUGACAAUAGCAUUAAACAUAUGUGUAAAGGACAUGUGACAUUUUAAGACCUUGUGUGAGUAUAAAUGUAAUAUUUAUGUCAUUUAGGAAGUGUUUGAUUUAUGUAUUGGAACCCAAUAAGGAUGUGAGGAAAAAAAUAUGAACUAGUGUAAUAACUGUUAUGGUAUACUUUCCAUACUAAGUACCACCAGUGUCAUUGUAGGCUGAUAAGAUUAUGUAUGUUUAUGAGCAUAUGUGUGAAUGUGGGCCUGUAUGUGUGUAUAUGUAAAUAUAUUUAUAUGCAUGAACCUAUAUUUCAUGUGGAAAUUCUUGCCUCACGUUGGGCUCCACAUGUGGACCAAAUUUCUGUCCCACCUGGUCCUGUUUCCAUUUAGUCCCUAAUAAACACACAAAGGCAUAUAUUAGUUAUAAAAUCUUUGGCCAAUGGGUUAGGCUUCUUUUUUUUU
Molecule: messenger RNA, 3013 nt
Organism: Cricetulus griseus (Chinese hamster)
Lineage: Eukaryota; Metazoa; Chordata; Mammalia; Rodentia; Cricetidae
Source: RefSeq, a predicted model, not a curated record